Protopterus annectens (West African lungfish) is the source of this 2822-nucleotide messenger RNA. RefSeq names its product Rap1 GTPase-GDP dissociation stimulator 1 (gene RAP1GDS1). Gene Ontology annotation, molecular function: guanyl-nucleotide exchange factor activity; protein binding. Lineage: Eukaryota; Metazoa; Chordata; Ceratodontiformes; Protopteridae. Gene Ontology annotation, cellular component: cytosol. The record is from RefSeq and is a predicted model, not a curated record. The coding region runs from base 461 to 2293 and encodes 610 amino acids. The transcript is spliced from 18 exons. Gene Ontology annotation, biological process: positive regulation of GTPase activity.
AUGCUGUCUUUUCGCAGAGUGGCUUAAAGAGAAAUAAACAGGUUGUGAGGUUAGGAGAUUGCGGGUGAGGAAGUAAAUAAUCCGGCCGGUAAAACUGUAGCCGGCACUACUGCAGACAGCGCUGUUUCAUUUCAUUGCUUAUAAGUCGGGCACAUUGUAGUUUUGGAGCUCAUACCCACUGUGGAGAAAGCACUACCCAUUUUUCAUUCUCGUGCUUGAUGUGUCAGUAUUGGGUGCUGAUACCUUCAGGUUUGGGACUGCGUGUAGUCUGCGCUGCUUGUCCUCCUAUUGACAGCGUGUAAAGGGGUAAAAGAGAGACAAGAGUGUUGGCCUUCCUGUAUGCUGUGGGCUGAUCGGCUGAUCUUUUAUAACGCGGAGGACUUGUUCCAUUUGAAACAUUCAGGCCCUGGUCUUGUCGGUAGUGCGCACCUGACGCUGACUUCUUUGGGUCCUGAGAGAGAUGGCAGAUAACCUAAGUGACGCCUUGAAGAAGCUGAAACUAACAGCUGCUGACAGCACAGUGGAUAGCUUGGAGGGAUGCCUGGACUGCCUGCUUCAAGCACUGGCUCAAAACAAAACAAGUUCAUCUUUCAAAAUUUGUAGACAUUACGUGACUAAUAUCUUUGCCUCUUUUUUGGGGGAAAAAUCUUCAAGCUCCACUCGAGUAGCCCACAUUGUCCAAGAAAUAUGUAAGAGUGAAUUCAUGAGGAGUCCUUGUGUUGACGCUGGCUUGGUUCCACCUUUGGUACAGCUGCUAAACUUCGAUGAUCAAGAGGUACUUCUUCAGACAGGUCGAGCACUGGGUAACAUCUGCUAUGACAGUCAUGAGGGCAGGAGAGCAGUUGAAGAGGCGGGUGGUGCACAAAUAAUAAAUGACCACAUAAAGUCAUUGUGCAGUAUUACAACUCCAGCCAAUCAGAAGCUCAUGACUGUCUUUUGUGGCAUGCUGAUGAACUAUAGCAAUGAUGAUGAUGAUGAUAUCCUUCAGACACAGCUGAUCAGCAUGGGUGUCAUUCCUACACUAGUGAAACUUUUAGGUAUUCAUUGUGUUAAUGCAGCACUGACAGAGAUGUGCCUAGUUGCAUUCGGCAAUUUGGCUGAACUUGAGUCAAGCAAAGAGCAGUUUGCUUCUACAAACGUUGCAGAAGUUCUUGUACAGAUUUUCAAAAAGCAAACCGAACAUGAAAAAAAGGAGAUGAUUUUUGAAGUCUUGGCCCCCCUAGCAGAGAAUGAUAUUAUUAAGAUUCAGCUGGUUGAAGCUGGUCUGGUAGAACUUCUGCUUCAGAUUGUGGAGGCAACUGAGAACAGUGACAAAGACGAAGAUGUAGCCCAACUGAAAACAGCUUCUGAUCUCUUGGUUUUACUGCUUCUGGGUGAUGAAUCAAUGCAGAAGCUAUUUGAUGGAGGAAAAGGCAGCAUAUUUCAAGUUGUCCUCUCGUGGCUUCCAUCAAACAACCAUCAGUUGCAACUUGCUGGGGCACUUUCCAUUGCCAAUUUUGCUAGAAAUGAUGGAAAUUGUAUCCAUAUGGUUGAUAAUGGAAUUGUCACAAAGCUUUUGGAUCUGCUGGACAGACAUGUAGAAGAUGGCAAUGUUACAGUGCAGCAUGCAGCCCUAAGUGCCCUGCGAAAUCUGGCAAUUCCUGUUGUGAAUAAAGCAAAAAUGCUGUCAGCUGGAGUUGCAGAGGAAGUUUUGAAGUUUCUUAAGUCUGAAAUGCCUCCUGUUCAGUUUAAGCUGUUAGGAACAUUACGGAUGUUAAUUGAUGCACAAGCUGAUGCAGCUGAACAACUGGGGAAGAAUGUGAAACUAGUUGAGCGCCUGGUAGAGUGGUGUGAAGCUAAGGAUCAUGCUGGUGUUAUGGGGGAAUCAAACAGACUGCUUUCAGCACUUAUAAGGCACAGUAAAUCAAAGGAUGUUAUUAGAGUCAUUGUUCAGAGUGGCGGUGUGAAGCACUUAGUUACCAUGGCAACCAGUGAACAUGUAAUAAUGCAGAAUGAAGCUCUUGUAGCUCUUGGACUAAUAGCUGCUUUAGAACUAGGUACGGCAGAGAAAGAUCUAGAAAACGCAAAGUUAGUCCAGGUACUACACAGGCUGUUGUCUGAUGAGAGGAGUGCUCCUGAAAUUAAAUACAACUCUAUGGUGUUGAUCUGUGCUGUCAUGGGAUCAGAGCCAUUGCACAAGGAAGUAAUGACACUGGCAUUUAUGGAUGUUGUAGCCAAACUCCGCAGUCAUGAAAACAAAACAGUUGCCCAGCAGGCAUCAUUAACAGAACAGAGACUGGCUGUAGAGAGCUGAGAAUUGCUACACCAUUUUCAUACAGAGUCUUGUCACCAAUGUCACUUUUCAUCCAGUGUCUGCUUUGUCUCUUGUACCACUUAACGCAUGUGUGCAGUGUUCCACACAGCUAAUAAAAAUCACUGUAGGUACAUUUUCAGAAAGUUUUUGACACCUUAGCUGUGAUAACAUUUACCAAAACAUCUCCAGUCCCACUCUCAUAGUUGUCGUUUGUUGCUUGAAAGUCACAUAGUAAGCUCUGCAUGUUGUCAUCAUCCUAUGAUAAUGUUUAACAGUGGUACUAAGUAAUGGCUCAAACUCACCUGAGCCACUAGUAAUAUAGAACUACAGUAAGAACAAUGCUAGAUGCAGCAAGGUCUGCCUAGACUUUUUAAUUUGAUAGAAGGUUUAUUACUAAAGUAGCUCCACUUUUGGCACUUCCCAGAAGUUGGCUACAGAGACAGAGUCAUUGAUCUUUCACUGGUCUUACCUAUUAAUGUUGUCAGAAAUCAUGGAACCUAGAGCUAUUAAAAAGUUGAAUUCUCCUCCA